UACAAGAUCAGAUUCUGCAGAACACCAAAAACAAAGGUUUCCUGAUGUCGUUAUGAAAAAGGAAGAGGAAGACCCACAGCCUCAGUGCUCUGAGGGAAAUAAGAGCUUCCCAGGAGUCUCUUCAGGAUUUUUUGAUGUGAUAAAAAAGGAAGAGGAUAAAGAGUAUUGGGCCUUGGAUCCCCAUAUCCCUGUGGAAAGUAAGAUCUUCCCAGCAUCUUGUUCAGAAUUUCGCAGUCCCAAAGUCAAUGUAACAUCCUGGCUUGAACAAGAAGAAAAACCAGCUGCUCUCCGUCAUCCACGACCAGAGGAAAAUGAGGUUGUCUCAGACAACAACACAGGGCUCCCAGAUGUGAUCAUAAAGUUGGAACAAGAAGAACCUGGCUUCUCAGAAUACCACCAAGAAUGGGAAGGAAAAGAGUCUAUUGCAGUUGCUGUCUCAGGAAACAGGCUGUCAAGCAAGAAUCUUCACUUGUGUGUUUCUGAGGAUAUGGGCCCAAAUGAAACAUCACUCAGAAGAGUCAAAGGGCUCAUUUCCAACUGUUAUGAGAAGGGAGAAAUGUGGGAAGAUCCAGAUGGAGUGGAAAGGGAGCCUCGAAUCCACCCAGCAAUGUUGGUGAAGAAGAUCCCUCUUUGUGGGGAGGACGAGAGGAUUUGUGAUGAAAGGGGGGAUAUACAUGAGAGGAUUCUCAAGUGUGGAAAGAUCCUCAUAUUGGAUUCAAACCUCCUGCUACAUGUGAGGGAGAAACUCCAGGCUUGCAUGGACUGUGGGAAAAGUUUUUGUGAAAAAUCGAGCCUCAUUAGACACAAGAAGACACACACAGGGGAGAAGUUGCAUACCUGUGCAGAGUGUGGAAAAAGAUUCAGCCUCAAAUCAAGCCUCAUUAGGCACCAUCGGAACCAUACAGGUGAGAAAGAAGGGAAUGGCCUUGGAUUAAGUCAGAACUCAGACCUCAGAGAAAAAAAGGGGACCCAUAUGAGGAAGGAACCCUAUAGGUGUUACACCUGUGGGAAGACCUUCAGAAAUAAGGCACACUUUGUCAUACAUGAGAGAACCCAUACGGGAGAGAAACCAUUUCAGUGCCCUGACUGUGGGAAGAGCUUCAGAAACUCCUCCCACCUUAUCUUGCAUAAGAGAACUCACACAGGUGAGAAGCCAUACAAGUGCUCCAUUUGUGGGAAAAGCUUCAAUCAGAGCUCGAAUCUUAUCAGACAUGAGAGGACCCACACAGGGGAGAAACCAUACUCAUGCUCAGUGUGUGGGAAAAGCUUCAGCUGGGGACCCGAACUACAGAUCCAUGAGAGAAUCCACACAGGGGAGAAACCAUACAAAUGCUCAGACUGUGAGAAAUCAUUCAGCAGUUACUCCAGUUUUAUAAGGCACAAGAGAAUCCAUACGGGGGAGAAACCCUACCAGUGCUCCAAAUGCAGUAAGAGCUUCCACCAAAGUUCAGAUCUCAGGGCACAUGAAAGAAGUCACCAUCCAAGUAGGACUUUGUUAGAAGAUUUUGGGAACGUCUUGUGUCCCCUCGAGGACAAGGGAAUGCACACAGACGAGAAGCUAUUCAAAUGCUCAGCUUGUGGGAAAAGUUUCAGUCGGAGGGCGCACCUCACAAGGCAUGAGGGAACACAUAUGGGAAAGAAGCCGUACAAAUGCUCACACUGUGGGAAAAGCUUCAAUCAGACUUCCAACCUCAUUCGGCACGAGCGGACGCACACAGGAGAAAAGCCAUACACUUGUGCCAGCUGCAACAAGAGCUUCAAUAGGAAAUCCCACCUCCUCCGACAUCAGAGGACCCACAUAGGAGAGAAGCCAUACAAUUGCUCUGAUCAGAGAUCAGAUCUCAUCCAACAUGGAGGAAAUAAUUCAGAGGAGAAAUCUCAGCUGUUCCCUCUAUGCAGGAAAAGUGAGAACUUUGCACUACAUCACGAAAGCCACACAGGAGGAAAAGCGUGUGCAUCGUCAGACUAAGAAUGUUAAAACAAGGGUGGCAAAUGAUUAAUUGCUAUAAAUUAUUUGCUUCUUCCACACCACAGAGAGAAAGCUAAUUAAUGCUAGAAUAAAAGUUAUCCCCAUAAA
Heteronotia binoei (common prickly gecko) is the source of this 2077-nucleotide messenger RNA. Its product is annotated as zinc finger protein 774-like. The transcript has 6 exons. Bases 53 to 1969 code for a protein of 638 amino acids. Gene Ontology annotation, cellular component: nucleus. The record is from RefSeq and is a predicted model, not a curated record. Gene Ontology annotation, biological process: regulation of transcription by RNA polymerase II. NCBI's taxonomy places the organism in Eukaryota, Metazoa, Chordata, Lepidosauria, Squamata, Gekkonidae. Gene Ontology annotation, molecular function: DNA-binding transcription activator activity, RNA polymerase II-specific; RNA polymerase II cis-regulatory region sequence-specific DNA binding.